Molecule: messenger RNA, 11576 nt
Organism: Dunckerocampus dactyliophorus (ringed pipefish)
Lineage: Eukaryota; Metazoa; Chordata; Actinopteri; Syngnathiformes; Syngnathidae
Gene: abcd3a
Product: ATP-binding cassette, sub-family D (ALD), member 3a
Exons: 24
Coding region: 53-2035 (660 amino acids)
Biological process (GO): very long-chain fatty acid catabolic process; peroxisome organization; fatty acid beta-oxidation
Cellular component (GO): peroxisome; peroxisomal membrane
Molecular function (GO): ATP binding; ATP hydrolysis activity; ABC-type transporter activity
Source: RefSeq, a predicted model, not a curated record
AAGAUCUCUGGAGCUCCUCUGAGCUGCAGACCAUUCGAGCAGUGGUAGAAAAAUGGCGGCUCUCAGUAAAUAUGUUACUGCCAAGAACUCCUCCGUAGCAGGUGGCAUAUUGCUGUUGCUAUACCUGCUGAAAAACAGAAGACGAAGGCCAGUGAAGGAAUGUCCAAAAGCAGGAUCAGAUCUGCUACUAAACUUGGAGAAGGAUGGCAAAAAAGAUCGUGCUGCAGUGGACAAGAUUUUCUUUCUUCGGAUUCUACAGCUUUUGCGAAUCAUGGUUCCUCGUUUGCUUUGCAUGGAGACUGGAUACCUUCUCCUUAUUGCUGUGAUGUUGGUGGCAAGGACCUACUGUGACGUUUGGAUGAUUCAAAAUGGCACACUGAUUGAAAGUGCAAUUAUUGGUCGCUCAACGGAACAUUUCAGGACCUACUUGUUCAGCUUUGUCCGAUUCAUGCCACUUAUAGCCUUGGUGAACAACUUCCUCAAGUUGGGCUUGAACGAGUUGAAACUCAAGUUUCGAGAGAGGCUGACGAAGGAUCUGUACGACCAGUACUUACAGGGUUUCACCUACUACAAAAUGGGCAACUUGGACAACCGGAUUGCCAACGCAGACCAGUUGCUAACACAGGAUGUGGAGAAAUUCUGCAACAGUGUGGUGGACCUCUAUUCCAACCUCAGCAAGCCUUUGCUGGAUAUUGGUCUGUACAUCUUCAAGCUAGCAAGUGCUAUUGGAGCUCAGGGCCCAGCCAUCAUGAUGUCAUAUCUGCUCAUCUCGGGUUUGCUGCUGACCAGACUGAGGAGACCCAUCGGCAAAAUGACGGUCACAGAGCAGCGAUAUGAGGGAGAGUACCGCUACGUCAACUCUCGCCUCAUCACCAACAGUGAGGAAAUUGCCUUCUACAAUGGGAACGUGAGAGAAAAACAAACUAUUCACAGCACAUUUCAGAAACUGGUUGACCAUUUACAUAACUUCAUAUUCUUUCGUUUCUCAAUGGGAUUUGUGGAUAGCAUCAUCGCCAAGUAUAUUGCCACUGUGGUGGGUUAUCUGGUGGUCAGCAGGCCGUUCUUAAACCUGUCCCAUCCACGACACCAGCACAGCACACAGUCUGAGCUAUUGGAGGAUUAUUAUCAGAGUGGGAGGAUGCUCCUUAGGAUGUCCCAAGCCCUUGGGAGGAUUGUUCUGGCCGGUCGAGAAAUGACAAGGCUGUCUGGAUUCACAGCUCGUAUCACUGAGCUGAUGAAAGUCCUAAAGGAGUUAAAUUCAGGCAAAUAUGAGCGCACCAUGGUUUCCCAGCAAGAGAAGGCAGAAUCUGACACAACAGAAAGAAAUAUACUGGUCCCUGGAAGUGGUAAAAUCAUCAACCGAGAUAACAUCAUCAAAUUUGAACAUACCCCAUUAGCAACACCAAAUGGCGACAUCCUCAUCAGAGACCUCACAUUUGAGGUGAGUUCUGGCACCAAUGUUCUUGUGUGUGGACCAAAUGGUUGUGGCAAGAGCUCGCUGUUUCGAGUGCUUGGAGAGCUUUGGCCUCUGUUUGGAGGACAACUGACUAAACCAGAGAGAGGGAAGCUCUUCUACGUUCCACAGAGACCCUAUAUGACUCUGGGUUCUCUGAGAGACCAAGUAAUUUACCCUGACACCCAUGAAGACCAAAGGAAGAAAGGAAUAUCUGAUCAGGUAUUGAAGGACUACUUGGACAACGUUCAGCUGGGCCACAUCUUGCAGAGGGAGGGCAGUUGGGACUCUGUGCAGGACUGGAUGGAUGUUCUCAGUGGAGGAGAAAAGCAGAGGAUGGCUAUGGCCCGACUAUUCUACCACAAGCCCCAGUUUGCUAUUCUGGAUGAGUGCACCAGUGCUGUGAGUGUGGAUGUGGAAGACUACAUCUACAGCCACUGCAGGAUGGUGGGCAUCACUUUGUUUACAGUCUCUCACAGGAAGUCUCUUUGGAAGCACCAUGAGUACUAUCUGCAUAUGGACGGAAGAGGAAGCUAUGAAUUUCAAGCCAUCACAGAAGAGACUGUGGAAUUCGGCUCUUAGUUGCCUGCACACGAUUGUUACGACGGUGAUGACAAUGAUCAGCAGCAAAACAAGGAGGAUGCCACCUGCAAUCACUCCCACUGAAUACACUGUUGGAAAAACACAAUCAGAUAAUGUGUUGUACUGUACAAGCAUGACAAUGUGUUUGUACAAAGAAAGACAUCGAUCCACUCGAUUGAUCAAGAUUUGAUGAUUCCACCUUUUUACAUACAGUCAUGAUACCGUAAUUCAGUGGUCUCAAACUCGCGGCCCGCGGGCCAUUUCCGCACCAAGUCACAUUUUGCGGCCCGCAACUUGACAGGAAAGAGUCCUGUAAAUGCGGCCCGCAAGCUGUAAGUUAAGCCAAUGAUGCUCAAAGGGUGAAAGCAUAAGCUACCACGGAACUAAGAGUGUGUCACAUGGAGAAAUGAGGGUCACUAAACAGAACACUGCCUACAAUCGUGGUGCUAACACACACACACACAAAAUGACAGCACGACAUGUAAAAGGUAAGUAACUACUAGGGGUGUAACGGUACACUAAAAUGUAAUUUCGGUUCGGUUCAGUUUCUUGAAGUGCUCGGUUUGGUUAAUUUUCUGUACAAAAAAGGAAGAAAAAAUGACUUGAAAUGCUUUUAUUUAACAAAAUGCAAACACUUUUUUUUAAAGAAAUAAAAGCAACCCAUUAGACUCUGAGUUUUUUUAAAUAGAAAUAUAAUAAUAAAAUAAACUGUUGUAUUUAAACAAUUGUUUAAACAUUGUGGCGAAAUGUAAUGGACAGUUACAGUUAAAUAUGUCUGUCCAUCCAUCCAUUUUCUAUACCACUUAUCCUCAUUAGGGUCGCGGGGGCAUGCUGGAGCCUAUCCCAGCUGACUUUGGGCGAGAGGCGGGGUACACCCUGGACUGGUCGCCAGCCAAUGGCAGGGCACAUUAAGACAAACAGCCAUUCACACUCACAUUCAUACCUAUGGACAAUUUAGAGUCGCCAAUUAACCUAACAUGCAUGUUUUUGGAAUGUGGGAGGAAACCGGAGAAAACCCACGCACUCCCACGUACUCCAAUACCGUGUGUUACUGCUUUGGCCCGGUCAGAGUUGUUUGCUAGAGGUUGUUUAUAUGCUGAAGUUAUCGGUGUUUGCACUAAGCUGGUUUUCUUUCUCGUAGAUGUAACGUUCACAGCCGGAUGAUACCGCUUUAAGUGCGCUAACAUGUUAGACGUGUUUCCUGCAGCAUACCCGAUAUCGUUAUAGAUAUUAUCGUUAUCGUGAGCCUUACUCACAAUACUUGAUGAGGCCCAGCCUCACCCAGACUCUACCUCCAGUGGCCCCCGGGUAAACUGAGUUUGAGACCCCUGCCGUAAUUAAAAAAUGUGGAAAAAUAUUAAAUGAAAUUGAAAAAAGUAUGAAUUCAAAGGGAAAAAUAUGAAAUUUGGCAUUGGGGCAUUACAGAUCUUUACGGUGUAUUUUUAAGGGGGGGGGGCACAUUAAGCCUCCCUGGGAAAGAGUGCUGGAGAGAAGUCGAACCUCAGCGACAGGAAGUGGGAUGUGGAUACGUGGGAGUUUUGCCCAACCGUUCCACAAUUGCGGACUUGGAAAAGGCAUUGGAACGUGUCUUUCACAGUGUCCUGUGGGGGUGCUCCGAGAGUACAGGGUUGGUGAAACGCUACUAUGUGCCAUUCGGCCCAACCGCAGCAGGAGCCUGGUUCGCAUUGCCAGCAGUAAGACCAAUCCUAAACCUGUUCGCAGAUAAUGUGGUCCUGAUGGCCUCAACAAGCUGUGAUCUUCAGCGUUUACUGGGGUGGUUUGCAGCUGAGUGUGAAACCUCUGGGAUGAGACUCAGCACCUCCAAAUCUGAGGCCAUGGUUCUCAGUCGGAAAAGGGUGGAUUGCACCCUCUGCUUUGGGAGUGAUGUCUUGCCCCAAAUGCAGGAGUUCAAGAAUCUCGGGUCUUGUUCAGGAGUGAGGGAAGGUUGGAGUGUGAGAUUGACAGGUGGAUCGCUGCAGUGUCUGCAGUAAUGCAUUCGCUGAACCAGAUCGUCGUGGUGUAGAGAGCUGAGCCUGAAGGCUCAUUUGUCUGAAAUUAGUUUUCUCCUGGACUCAAUCUAAGAGAAUGGGUGAGGAACUCUGUCUCUCAGACCUAGGACACACUGGAGAGAGUAUGGCUCACAGAUGGCCUGGUGGAACUGGAAGAGGUGGCCAGGCACCACGAAGUCUGGCCUUACUUAUGAGACCCCCGUGCCCUGGACCCUGAUAAGCAGGUGAAAAUGGAUAGAUGGAGGGUACAAAAAAAAAGCAGAGAAUAGAAAGAUGCUGGUCUGCUUCUUGACUACGGUUGAGUGACCUCAUGCUGCUGUAAAUAAUAAAUGAUGCAAUCAUGUAAACAUAAUAUAUCUGAUUACCUUCAAGGAUGCUUUGUUUGUGGUCCUCGGAGCACUGAGUUUGGCUGGGCUUUCCCAGCUGUUUGUCAAUGCUUCGGCUUGGAAUGAAGGCCUGAACCGUAAAGCAGUAGCUUUCCCCGUGAUCCAGAUCCGGUAUCUCCAUCACGUUGCUCUUUGAGAUGUACACUUUCUAGAAACAGAGGUAAGUCAUGACUUCAUUUGUCAAGUAUGAGGCUGAUUUGCUGAUUCAUCAAAUGUACCUUGCCAGUGCUCUUGUUCCUACGAUAAGUAACUUUAUACUGUAACUUCUCUGAAAAAAUGUCCCUGAUGUUCAGCUGCUGAUCUUCUUGAAACAAAGCAGUCAGCGGGUCUGUCACCAACAGCCAAGUCUUCUCCUUGUCCUUGCUCACCUCCAGCUUGAAAUCCACUCUGCCAAUGUCAGCUGGAUAAGUAGAAUCACAAUCAGAAGAAUAAUUCAUAUCAUCUGGAUAAAUUUGAUCAUAAUAACAAUUCAUAUCAACUAUAUAUACACUCCUGAUCAAAAUCUUAGGACCGGUUGAAAAAUUGCUAGAAUUAGCAUUUUGCACAUUUGGAUCUUAAUGAGGUUUUAAGUAGAGCUACAAUAUGCAAAAACAAGAAGAGGGAGUGAGACAAAAAAAAUUAGAAGCUUGUAAUUUAAACCAAAAAAAAAAAACUGAAAUAGGUUGUUUAUCACCAAGUUUAGGACCACAGGCUAUAAAAGACAAAAUCUGCUCAAAAUGUUCAUUUUCUGUCAUGUCCUCCUGAUGGUAAAGCUAAGAAGCUUUCUCUUUUUGAACAUGUUGGGAUUGUGGAGCUGCAUAAGCAAGGCCUCUCGCAGCGUGCCAUUGCUGCUGAGGUUGGGUGCAGUAAAUCAGUCGUUCUACAUUUUUUGAAAGAUCCUGAGCAUUAUGGAACAAAAAAGUCAAGCGCUAGACCCAAAAAAUCACACCUGCGCGGAGCUGGAGGGCGGUCUUCCACCCACAUGAAGGCCUUACUGGUGCAGACUGCAGCGCAAUAACUAUUAGACAGCAUCUGCGGGAAAAGGCUUUAAAAACAAAAAAGGAAUUCAAAGACCUCGUCUCCUUCAACGCCACAAAAGUGCCCGUUUCGACUUUGCCAGGGAGCAUCAAACAUGGGACAUUGAAAAGUGGAAAAAAAGUUGUAUUCUCUGAUGAGAAAAAAUGUAACCUUGAAGGUCCAGAUGGCUUCCAACGUUACUGGCAUGACAGGGAGAUCCCACCUGAGAUGUUUUCUACCCGUGGAGUGUAGUCAACCAUGAUCUAGGGUGCUUCUUCAUUCAGUGGAACACCGGAGCUUCAGGUGGUGCGGGUUCGUCAAACGGAUGCAGAUGUUGUGGAGGGCAUCCCUCAUGACCGAGGGCCCUCGUGUGUGUGGUAACAGCUGGGUUCUUCAACAGGACAACACUGCAGUUCACAAUGCUGGCUUGACCAAGGACUUCUUCAGGAAGAAUAACAUCACUCUUUUGGACCAUCCUGCAUGUUCCCCUCAUUUAAAUCCCGUAGAGAACAUUUGGGGAUGGAUGGCAAGGGAAGUUUAUAAAAAUGGCCAUCAGUUCCAGACAGUUGAUGUUCUUGGUGAAGCCAUCUUCACCACUUGGAGCAAUGUUCCCACUCGCCAUCAGGAGUGUAUAUACAGUCGUCCCAGUUGGAAAUUUGAGGCUUCACUCUCAUCACGGUUUAAAAAAAGAAAUGAAAGUGGAAUGGCUGUUGGAGUAUGUGCGAACAGAAGAACAGUGCAAACAUAAGAACAAGAGGUGAAACUGGGUGAGAUUUUGUCUUUUUUGAAGUGAGAAAGGGCUGCUCUGAAAAACUUGUUGCGCAGCUAGUUAGCUAGUUUUUGGAGGGAACAGUGUGGACUGAAUGGAAGUUGGUUGGUUGGUUGGUUGGUUUAAUUUAUUUCGAACACGCAUAUGUCCGAAAAGGAGUAGGAAGAAGCAGAGCUUAUUUAAUCCUACCCCCUCUUCGUAGCACAUCAAUUGCUAAUAAAUAUGUGUACAUACAAACACGUGCAUACAUAUAUAUACACCUACAUCUGCACCUACACAAGUACGCACAUAUUUACAUAUACAGUAUACAGGUACACAAAUGAUUAAAAAAAAAAAGUUAUUUUUUUUUUUUUUUCCAUUUUUUCCUCCUUCUCCUUUCCUUUUCCCUUUCUAUUUAUCCUGUCCUUUCUCUCCUGUUGAUAUCCACAUCGUCUUUAGUGUUGCACUGCUAGUGACGCUGGGUUUGUAUACAAGAGUUCCUUUUAUUAAUUAUGUUGAGGUUAUUGCUAUGGAAUGUAGUCCUUCUCGUUGUAUUGGUCUGUCUUGUAGGCUGUUUCCUCCAUUAUGCUCAUUAUCAUAGUAAUAUAAUGUUUAAUAUGCAUCCAGAUCACUGAUAUCUUGGACAACAAGCACUCUUGCGACUCCUGGACUUCCUUUUAGUUUGAUGUAGAUUUUCCCGUCAGUGCUCCAAGUGUUUUGAAUCUUUCCUUGCUUCCUCAGGUCUCGUGCUUUCCUGGCGAUGUCGGAAUUGCGUUUUGUGAGAUGCUCAUUCAUGUAGACGUUGGUGCCUCUUAGCUUCUUUCCCUGUUUCAGCAGUGCAGUUUUGAAUUCCCUGUUGGUGAACUUAAUGAUGACAGGUGUGGUGUUGUUCCUGCCAUGGAGUGGGACGCAAGUGUGUACUGUUGACAUCAACAUCCACCUCCUUUGAGUGUAGUAGUAGUGUAGUGUAGUGUGCUUUAUUAAAUGAACAUCUCUUGACUUGGAUAUGAUUUGGAGCCCUGUGAGGACCACAUCAUUCAUUCGUGCCAUCUGAUCCACCUCGUCAAUGAAGUUUUUAAUUUGCUCCUUGAUAUUCUCCUUUUGCUUCUUUCUCUUCCUCAAGGGUGGUGCAAAAGUCAGCAUUAUCCUUCAAUAGUGCCUUGAUUUCAUCCUGUAGAAUGUUGAUAUCAUUGCAUAAUGCUCUAUUUUCUUCCCUGGGGUCUUUAGCGUCCUUAAGAUCAGUACAUGGGGUGGCUUCCAUAUGGUUUAUAGCCUCCUUGAGAACAGUGCGCAAGGCAGCGUUAUCUUCCAAUAAAGCCCUGAUAUCAUCCUGCAGAACCCUAACAUCCUUGCAAAAUGCUGUAUUUUCUUUACGGUUUAUCGCUUCGUGAAGAGCAGAGCGCAAGGCAGCAUUGUCAUUCAACAGUACCUUAAUGUCGUCCUGCAGAACCUUGAAAUCUUCCACUGGGUAUUUAACCUCCUUAAGAGCGGCACCCAGGUCUGCAUUUUCAUCUUGCAACUUCUUGACCUCUUUUCUUAGUUUUUUGAUAUACUUGUCCUGUGCUCUAUUUUCUUCCAUAAUGUUUGCGAUUGACUUACUCUGUACUCUAUUUUCUGCCGUAAUGUUUGUGAUACCAUUCCUUAUAAACUGCAUUUGAAGCUGAAUGUUUCUCUGCCAUUGAAUGCAGUUUCUCAAUUGCUUGCAUUAUUUGUGGUAGAGUGAUCUCUCUACACUCGAGGAACUCCUUGGUAGCCUUCCUAAACUCUAGGUAACCUGGAAAAAGGGCUUCUGUUUUUAUGUCCACGUCAGAGCCUGAAUCAUUUUCCUCUUUGAGUUCAGAGCCAGUAUCAUUUUCCUUUGUGUUUGACAUUGUUGCUAAGCAACCUCUUUGAACUUCAGCAGUUCGCUAAUUAGCUAGACUUGCUAGCAGGUAUCAAUACUUGUAUCUGUAUCUCUCGACUCUCCAAGUUAAAGGAAUUCAGAUGGGGGAUUCAGCCAUCAGCACUGAUGCUGUGCUCAUGUAGUGUUGUCAGGAAAGCACCAAAAUAGUUAAAAUUUCCAGUAUCAUCAACAGAGCUCCUGCCAUACACGUCCUUCCCCGUCAAGGAAAAAAAAAAAAAAAAAAAAAAGUUGGACGGAAGUUGGACAACCUUAAGCAUCACAUUCAGUAAAAAGAGUCAUUAGAAUGUUGUUGGAACUGUACGAAGACGCAAGAUGUAAAUGGGGAUGAUUACAUUACUGCAGGAGAGUGCCAAAGGUCGAGAUUCAUUAAUAUUCAGAGAAGAGGAACAAGCUGUCACACAAAAAGAAAUCCGACCCUAAGCAAUGUAUAGUUCUAUGUUCACACUGGCUGUGCUCUUAAACUUUUGAUCAGCUGAUGAACAGCCUGUUUCACUUCAAUGCUUGUUUGCAAUAAAUUCUCUAAACAUGCAAUCCCAUUUCUUCUUUUUGCACUUCGGAGGUCUACUUACAACCUCCUUAAAGGGUCCCUGACACGAUUCAUCAACGUUGCUUAAAUAUGUUAUAUAUUGCUUGUAAUUAUGUUGUACAUUGUUCCAUUUUUGAAAGCUAACGGUAAAUUUGCAAGAAUGACAUUUAUAGUUGAUGCUGCCACCCAUGACGAGCUAGCUCUCGCUGUUCAGUCUCUUUUCCGGAAGUGACGCCAUCGGAGUGCUAUCACUCAGCUACACAAACAUGGCGGUGUACGAGACAAAAGAUGUUUACAGUGAUUAUGGCCAAGAUUUGAGCCAUUUGGAGAUGAAAUAGAGAACUUUCAGAACAUGGACUUAAGCCUUAAGACAUGGAGCUGAAGAUUGGUCGCCUUCAAAACACAGAAUGGUUAGUUUAAAUUCCUCUGGAGUUGCUUAUCCUUCAAUUAUUGUUUUAAAUCGACUCCUUAAUGAGCAUGAAGGGGUCUUUAUAGCCUGAUUUAUUUCAUAUUUCGUCUCUGUCACGGCCCCCGACCCCCCACAGUAAACAUAAAUAUGUUUGAAAAGAUGUUUUUAUAACAUGUAUAAUGCUGUGCAGCUUUGUUGCUAUCGUGGAAUAGUGUGUAGAAGACAUUAUGUAAAGAAGACAUGACUUACUCUGUGGCAACUUUGACGUCGUUCUUGUCUUUUUUUUUUUUCCUGUGUACCGGCGGAAUAGCAUUCUUUUUCAAAAUGUGUUUAUAGCGUACUUUCAAGCCAAAUGCUUCUUGUAAAAGUGUUUCUUCAUAGCAGUCAGCGAAAUGAUCACUGCAAAGAACAGACCUGGAGGUGGCGUCCAUCUGUCUGAUUCUUUCCACUUGCUUUGUCCAUUUUUGUCCUAAACCUUCCUCUUUUGGAAAAGAAAACAAACUUGCAGUAUCACUGGAUCACUAUAAAACGGUCACAUCAGGAUGCCCUGCUCACAAUAUUGUGCAAGCAGUCACUCAGUUUUACUCCACACAUGGACUGGACUUUCAGAGAAUGGUGAUGCUGACCUUUGAUGGCGCCUUAGUAAUGCUAGGAAAGCACAGCGGAGUUGCAGCUUUAUUGAAGCGUAGCUUUCUUUCACACACACUUGAAAUUAUCGGGGGAACAGUGUCCAACUUUCAUCACUCUUAGCUGGGGUGUCACUCAGCUCUCGAGACGUCAAUGUCAACUACAAUAAUGAUGGCACUGAUAGCUGCUACUACUAAUUAUUUACUUUUUACGUGUACUUACAGUGCCCUCCAUAAUUAUUGGCACCCCUGGUAAGGAUUUGUUCUUUACCUUCUAAUAUAUACAGCAUGUGCAUGGCUCAGAUUAAGGGUACCCAAGUGUUACAUUUUGGGUAAAAUUUCAAACUGGUGGAUAGACCUUGGUAAUGUUAUAAACACAAACCCAACAUACCAGAGCUGGAGACAUCUUCCAUUUCCCAUAGCAACCCUCCGAAGUUCACUCUUUCUUAAAUGUAAUGCACAUAACUCGGUGUAGACUUUCUGCUGUUAUCUCUGCAUAGAUUUGACUUUUGUUAGAAAAGUAACUUAUAUUUGAGAGAGUAUCAUAAAGUAAAUAAAAACAAGUGACAAAUCUAGAUCUUGAAUUAAAGCUCUGAAAAUAUGGCAAAGAAAAAUGGACCUUCAGUCCUUACCAUGCCAUUGUUGUAUCACUACAAAGACUACAAAUCCCAUCAGCUGUUCUUAAGACUGUAAUGACAUAAACUUUGACCCAUCAACUCCACACUUGUUUUUGCUUUUUUGCUACAUAGCCGUGCUAGCGCAAAAUAAAAACAUGAACAGGCUUAAUUUAUGGUUUGGUAAGCUUCCUCACUCUAUAAACGUCAGAGUGAUAGGGAUAGUACACAACAACAACAGUUUCAAAUCCUACACAAGUGAAGUUGAAGACAGCAAAGGGUACCCUUGAUCUGAGCCAUGCACAAAUAUACAAUACAGUAGCGGCCACCUGUAUAGAACGGCCACCUGCCUAUAGCGACCAGUGAAAAAUCCCCCGCGGAAAAUGUACGUGUUAUAGACCCUGUGUAUAGCGGUCACCUGUCUAACGCGGCCAGCGGCCACCCAUUUUGUAUCCCUUGGUCAAUAUCUGACCGCAUAUAGCGGCCAAAAUGCCGACUCAAGCAGAAGCUUCAUGCAUGAAAAAGUUUUGGUUUUUUAAGCAAUGAAGCCGUCGUGUGUAGACUUUAGUGACUGAGUCCUAGUUUGACAUAAAAAAGUCUUCUUACUUUGCAAUGCCGCCCUGAAAAGAUUCAAUGACUGCCAAAAUGGUAAUCUUCCCACAAUCUUCCCACGCAAUGCCGUGAAUAGAUUCUAAAAUAGCAAAAACACCUGAAUAAAACAUCUAAAAUAUCACUUAAUUGCUGACUAAUUAGAGAUUAGAAGCCCAUUCAAUAAGAAAGGAGCGAUGGUGUUGUUAGUUUACGAUGAUCUUCGCACCUUCUCCGCACUCAAUUGCUCACGCACACACCCAUUCAUGACUGCUUCACACGUAUCCUGUACAAACUAUAUAUCCUCAGGCUCGUUCACUAAAAUUUUUAUUUCUUGCUUUUAAAAUCGUGUUUUAAAAAAAGUCUAAGAUUGAAAUUUAUGACAUUCUGCAGGACAGGAGCGAGCGUCCCCUGUCCUGCGCUCUUAUUUGGCGGGCUGUGCCUUCUCCGGGGAGAAGUAGGCAGCCGCUUCAUGCCUGGUGGCCGCGCAGCUGCGGUCAAUUAACAUUUGUGGUGGAUAAAAGGCCAGCGUGGCGCUGGUUGAUUGUUGUUAUUGAUAUUACUAGUUUCCUUACCGGAGCUGUUACCUAGAUUUACCUACCUGUUUAUUUGUCAACAGAGCGUUUUCCCCUAUGUCUCUUGGUUUUGCUCCAGUCUUUUUGUGAAUACAUGUUAGUAUGUGUGCACACAAAUUCAAAAUGGCCGCCAACCUGUCUAUAGCGGCCACCUGUCUAUA